CGUCUAGAUUUUUGUGACAAAUUGAAGUGGAAAAAGUUACCAGUUUAACUAUUAAUUCAUAUUUAUUAAUUUUCUCAAAUAUGGAGAUCAUGCGAUUCCCAUUGGUCAUACGUAUUUUGAUAGUGAGUGGGAUACUGCAAUCAGCACGUGCCAGAUCGACAAGGGACGUAAUCGAUAUUGAUGCUUACUUGGAAAAUUUCGGAUACCUGGAGAAAAUUGCCGAUUCUUCACGUGGUCCAGUCAGCCAUGACGAGGCUAGCCGGAGUGAAGCGAUCAGGGACUUCCAGAAUUUCAACGGUCUGCAGGUGACUGGUCAAAUUAACGAUGAAACGUUACAUAAAAUGAGACAGCCUCGUUGUGGAUUUCCUGACAAUCUUGUACCAGCUGCGCCUCAAAACCUGGUUCGCCCUCAGGAGUACAAUGCUCCAGGAAACAAAUGGAAAAAGAAUUCUGUCACGUGGAAUGUUCUUAAACACAGCAACCAACUCACCGAGGGAAUCCAAAAACUCGCCCUUCGCAACGCCUUCAAGUAUUGGUCGGACGUUUCCCCACUACAGUUCCGGGAGACAAGCGGAACUCCAGAUAUCGAAAUAAAAUUUGAAAGUGGUAACCAUGGUGACGGGCGAGCAAAUUCUUUCGAUGGAAGAGGUGGAGUUUUGGCGCAUGCCUUUUUCCCUGGUAACGGUUAUCUCGACGGCGACACUCACUUUGACGAGGGUGAGAGAUGGGUAUACCAUUCUAACAGCGGAACGGAACUGGAAACCGUGGCCGCUCACGAAUUUGGUCAUGCCCUGGGAUUAGGUCAUUCCAGUAACCCCUCGGCCCUUAUGGCUCCUUAUUACAGAGGGUAUAUCCCCGGCCUUCGUCUUCAUGACGAUGACAUCCGAGGAGUUCAGUCACUAUAUGGUGGUCCUUCUAGACAGCAGACGACAGCACCAACUCCAGAAACAACAACAACAACAACAGCAACAACAACAAAAACAACACGAUCUACUAUGACGCUCAAUCCAUCAACAAGGUCCAUUACCACAACAACACAGGUCCCGAGCUCGACUACAUCAAAAAAUACUCCUACCGAUGACGAGUCUUUGUGCAACAUUAAUUUUGACGCCAUUUCAUCCGGUCCAGAUGGCGCUACCUACGUCUUCCGGAACCAGUUAGUUUACAAGGUUACCGCUAGGGGACUGGCUGCAGGGUUUCCGCGUUUUAUUCGAGAAGUGUAUCCCGACUCGCCCAGAUAUGUGAAAGCAGCCGUUUAUCUAAAGAGCACAGGCGAAACAUUUCUCUUCAGUAAUCAUGGUAAAGUAUGGCGUUAUCUAGGUUUUAACCUUCAGGACGUAAAGCAAAUGGACAGCAUCACCUUCCGGUCAGCUAUCGCCGUGACCACCCGUCGUAAUGGAAAACAACAAAUCUAUCUUUUCGGGACCAGGAACUUCUGGGGAUUCAACUCCCGUAUAAUGAACGUAUCAAGAAGGUCGGGCUAUCCUCUUCCCAUUAAUAUGUACUGGGGAAUGUUUCCUCGUUAUUCUACUGCAGCAAUGGAGUGGAAAGACGGACACAUGUAUUUUUUCAAGAAGCGAAGUUAUGUUCGUGUGAGUCCGAAAACCCGAAAUGUGGUACCAGGACACCCAGGAGAGAACGCCGCGUCUUGGUUGAAAUCAUUGUGCUUAGAACCCAAUCAAUAGGACUGUUGCUUCUUAAGAUCGGGACUACAUCAAUACUCGGACAAUGGUCAUGAACAUCAAGCAAUGAUCCGCAUAUCUCAGUGCAUGGAAGAAUGUAUGACAUAUCUGUGAGCACGACCGUGGAUGCACGUCUCAUUCGAAGUUUCCGAAUCCGAACUCUCGUAUCCCGCAAAGGAGCUGCAUGUUGUAUGAUUAUCCCCAUGUUUCUAAGUACAGUAUGUACACUGAAGAUGUGAAAUAUUUAAAAACAUCAACAAAUAGAUGAGAAAAAAUAACAAAAAACAAAAAUGAAAUGUCGAAAAACUUGCUUAAAUACGAUGUGAAACAAACAAGCUUAAAGCACCAUGUGUCUCACAAAAUAACACAUGGUAAGGUAUGUAUUGCGCUGAAAAUACAAAUACAGUUCUCCAAAAAAAUGCUUAUUUUUUUGGCACAAAUGCAUUCUCCUUGACAAUACUGCCCAUUCUAUAUUUAACAAAUUCUUGUCUUACACGACAAUUGCACAAGAAGAGCCAAAAUAAACAUGCUUUAGCAGACAUUUUAAAAGUUUCGCGCCAUAAAUAUAUGGAUAUAUCUUGUUCACAAAUCAUCCACGUGCUCAACUUGUACAGCAAUUAUUUCAUGUCUCACGAAGACCCGUCCUAAUCAGCGCAUUGUUCCAUAUCACUUACCUCCGUGUGAGUGACGUAUAUUUACCAAGUAUAAUAUUCGGGGCACAUAUUGGGACUUCCUCAGUACAACAAGGGCUUAUUUAUUGCUAGUUAAUUGGCUUAGGUAAUUAAGGGUGUAUCUAUGCUAUGUUGAACAACAAAAUGUCUCUCCGCCUCUAUGUUGAUUGUUUGUGUGGGUAGAAGGUAUGUAAGUUAUAUAUUUAUUUUGUGUCAUUAUUUAAUGAGAAUUUGAAAGUGUGAAAUGAAGUAGAGAAAUUGAGAGUGACAGCAAUC
This is a messenger RNA of Ylistrum balloti, 2629 nucleotides long. Its product is annotated as matrix metalloproteinase-19-like. Gene Ontology annotation, biological process: collagen catabolic process; extracellular matrix organization; proteolysis. The transcript is spliced from 11 exons. Gene Ontology annotation, molecular function: metalloendopeptidase activity; zinc ion binding. The record is from RefSeq and is a predicted model, not a curated record. Bases 81 to 1685 code for a protein of 534 amino acids. Lineage: Eukaryota; Metazoa; Mollusca; Bivalvia; Pectinida; Pectinidae. Gene Ontology annotation, cellular component: extracellular matrix.